Molecule: messenger RNA, 996 nt
Organism: Exophiala dermatitidis NIH/UT8656
Lineage: Eukaryota; Fungi; Ascomycota; Eurotiomycetes; Chaetothyriales; Herpotrichiellaceae
Product: dTDP-4-dehydrorhamnose reductase
Exons: 3
Coding region: 1-996 (331 amino acids)
Biological process (GO): S-adenosylmethionine biosynthetic process
Cellular component (GO): methionine adenosyltransferase complex
Molecular function (GO): methionine adenosyltransferase regulator activity
Source: RefSeq, a predicted model, not a curated record
AUGCCGUCCGCCCUCGUCACCGGCGCCUCAGGCUUCCUCGGCCGACAAGUGUACAAAGCCUUCACCGACGCGGGCUGGCAGACCACAGGGACGGGCUUCAGCCGAGCGGCCGGCUCAAUUCGCAAGGUCGACAUUCAAGAUGCAGAUGCGGUUGAGCGAUUGUUCGAUGAGGUCAAACCGCAAGUCGUCGUUCAUUGCGCCGCAGACAGACAACCAGACUCAUGCACCAAAAACCCCGAAGCUGCCUACCGCCUCAACGUGACAGCGACGCAGCACAUAGCCACGGCCGCGGCACGGCACGGCUCGUUCCUCAUCUACAUUUCAACCGACUACGUCUUCCCCGGCAAACCAGGCGAGGCCCCGUACAAGGCGACCGACGAACCGAACCCGACAAAUAUCUACGGACGAACGAAAUGGGAGGGUGAGAAAGUAGUAUUAAACACCACCACCGACACCAACGCCAAUAACUACGACAGCUCCAACACUCCCCCCGUCAAAUCAGUCGUCCUUCGCGUCCCUGUUCUCUACGGCCCCGUUGCCGAAUCCAACUCCGAGAGCUCCGUCAACAUCCUCAUGGACAUAUUGUACAAAGCCCAAGAGGCCAAGGACAAAAACCCGUCGAGUACCCCCAUCAAAAUGGACGAUUGGGGCAUUCGAUAUCCAACCAAUAUCGAAGACGUGGCGAGGGUUUGUGUCGACACUGCAAAGUAUUAUACUAGUUCUGCUGCCGCCGCCAACAAGGAGCUACCGCGCAUCCUCCAAUUCACCAGCGAGGACCGCAUGACCAAAUACGAAAUGUGCAAAACUUUCGCCGAGAUCAUGGGUCUCCCGUGUGACGGAAUCGUGGCGGACAAAGACGGCGGCAGCGGUGCUGCCACGCAGAGACCGUAUGAUACUCACCUCGACACGAGUGACUUGAAAAAGCUGGGCAUCGAUGUCUCCACCGUCGACUUUGUGGCGUGGUGGAGGAGAUACGUGGGCGCAUUUCGACAUUAA